UCAGAAAUUGCUUUUGAUGGCUUAGGGACUCCUCCAAGAGACUCCAGCUGUUUUGUUUCUGCUAAAGAACGUCCCGCCUACCCCACUCUCGUACUUUGGGACUGAGCGAUGUGCCCUGCUCUGCGGUCAGUGGCUCCAGCUUCCUCUGUGGGUAAAAAGAUGGCUUAUCAGAAGGUCAAUGCAGAUUUAAGAACCUCAGGAAACUCACCUUACUUAGACAAUGACGACAUCCCAGCCACUGCCCUUGACUUAGAGUGGGAUAUGGAGAAAGAACUGGAAGAACCUGGCUUUGACCAGUUCCAGCAAGAUAAUGCUGAGACUCAGAACUUGGGGCACUCAGAAACUUUAGACCUCCAUCUUGAUUCCAUUCAACCAGCUGCUUCACCCAAAGGAAGGUUCCAGAGACUUGAAGAAGAGCCUGACUAUGUUACCCACUACCCAAGAUCGGCACCAAAGAGCAAACACUGCAACUUUUGCUACCUUUUAAAAAUAGUUUGCACAGCCACAACUUUAUUUAUUUCUGGAAUUCUAAUAGGUUAUUAUGCACAUAUGAAUUGCCCUUCUGAUGACACACCAUCAGGAACAAAGGACCUUCAGUUAUACCAGGAUAUUCUUAAGACAAUCAAAGCAGAAGAUAUUAAGAAGUCUUUCAGAAAUUUGGUACAACUCUAUAAAAGUGAAGAUGACAUGGAAAUUCCAAAGAAGAUUAAGACUCACUGGGCUGCACUGGGCUUGGAAGAUACACAGCUUUUGAACUAUUCAGUGCUGCUGGAUUUCCCUGGGCCCUCUCCAGGCACCAUCACGGUGAGCAGCACUGGCCAGUGUUUUUAUCCUGAUGGCCAACCUUGCAGGGAAAAAGCCAGAAAAGGCCAUAGCCAAGAUCUGCUCUCCUCAUACGCAGCCUAUUCUGCCAAAGGAACUCUCCAGGCUGAUGUCAUUGAUGUGAGUUAUGGAACUGCAGAUGAUUUGAAAAGGAUUACAAAAUUGAAAAAUACAACAAAUCAAAUUGCACUCCUGAAAUUAGGAAAAUUACCACUACUCUAUAAGAUUUCCUUACUGGAAAAGGCUGGGUUUGGAGGUGCUCUUCUCUACACUGAUCCUUGUGAUGUACCACAGUCUGAAGAUCUUAGCUCUGAGACCUUUAUGGUGACGCUAAAUCCAGGAGGAGACCCUUCUACACCUGGGUAUCCUAGUCUUGAUGGAAACUUUAGACAGAGCCGACCAAACCUCACCUCCCUGUUAGUGCAGCCCAUCUCAGCGUCCUUUGCUAAAAAACUGAUUGCUUUGCCGAAACUGAGAAUGGAUGAUGAUACCUGCAGCCCUCUGGAGCUUCCAUAUAAUGAAAAAAGAACUGUCAGUUUGCAAGUGCAGACAGUCAUGGAAUUUAAACCAGUGACUAAUGUUGUUGGGUGUCUAAGAGGCUGGACGUCACCAGACCGGUAUGUUAUAGUUGGCAGUAACCACCAUGCUGGAUACGGUUAUAAUGGACAGGAAUGGGCCAGCAGUACAGCAGUCAUCACAGCGUUUAUCCAAGCCUUGAUGUUAAGAGUGAAUAAAGGAUGGAGACCAGAGCGUACCAUUGUUUUCUGCUCGUGGGGAGGAACGACUUGGGGCAACAUUGGCUCCUAUGAAUGGGGAGAGGAUCUUGCGAAGGUUCUACAAAAGAAUGCUGUCGCUUACAUUAGCCUUCAUAGUCCUGUGCGCGGCAAUAGCAGUCUGCAUCCAGUAGCAUCUCCAUCUCUGCAACAACUGGUUCUAGAGACAAUUAAGUUCAACUGUACCCGAAAAUCUCAGUGCCCAGGAGCCAACGUCAGCUCUGUACAGAUACAAGGUGAUGCUGAUUAUUUCAUCAACCAUCUUGGAGUUCCAGCUGUGCAGUUUACUUAUGAGGACAUCAAAACAUUAGAGGGUCCAAGUUUUCUCUCUGAAGCCAUUUUUCCUAAACACGCAACCAAAAUUGAAGAAGUUGAUCCAUCUUUCAGACUCCAUGAAGCCAUUACUAAGCUCUCAGGAGAAGUAAUUUUACGAAUUGCCAGUGAACCUGUUCUUCCCUUCAGUACCCUUGAUAUAGCCCUGGGAGUUCAAAACAGCCUUAGAGGUGAUGAGCCCAGUGUCCCUCAUCUACUUGCCAUGGCAUCACACCUGAGGGAGAGUGCUGAAAUCUUCCAGUCAGAUGAGAUGCGGCCUGCUAAUGACCCAAAGGAAAGAGCUCCCAGCCGUGUCCGAAUGCUCAAUGACAUCCUUCAAGACCUGGAGAAGAACUUUCUGAUAACACAAGUGCCACCAGGAUUUUAUAGAAACAUCCUGUAUCAUCUUGAUGCGAAGACAAGGCAGUUUUCCAUCAUCAAGGAGGCUUGGGAGCAGUGCAGUUCGCUGGCCUCAAAUGAGACCAUUCAAGAGACCCUGUCCGAUGUGCUGAAUAGCAUCCAUUCAGCUCAAGUUUUCCUCAAAGCAGGAUUGAAUGUGUUUGAGAGUGUCUUGGUUGAAAAGAACUGA
Messenger RNA from Microtus ochrogaster (prairie vole), 2496 nucleotides. It is a transcript of the gene Naaladl2, whose product is annotated as N-acetylated alpha-linked acidic dipeptidase like 2. The coding region runs from base 109 to 2496 and encodes 795 amino acids. Lineage: Eukaryota; Metazoa; Chordata; Mammalia; Rodentia; Cricetidae. The transcript is spliced from 15 exons. The record is from RefSeq and is a predicted model, not a curated record.